CUCGCCUGGACUCCGCGGAGUCUUUGGUUGCUCCGAGUUCCUCGCCUGGUUUUCGGCAAGGCCAAGGAAAGGUGGUCACUUCACUUCUGUUUUUUUUUUUUUACUGCCGCCGCAAACCUCCGCUCCUGUGCCAUACCGCCAUUCCAUUCUUAAUCUGGGCGCCGAAGAAGAGAGGACGGGAGCGAGGUCCGGUCGAAGAAUCGUAGCGGAUUGGGGGAGGGGGGAGCGGCGGCGGCGGCGGCGGAGGCCGGUCGGUAUGAUUCAACUGCUGUUCCUCGUGCUGUUCGCGGAGGGCGCGGUGGCGCUGCUCCUCAUGGUGAAGGUCGGGCCGCUGCGGGAGCUUGCGAUGCGCGGCGUGGACCAGGUGAAGACGGGCAAGGGCCCGGCCACGGUCAAGACGCUGGCGUGCACGCUCUCCGUCAUCCUCAUGUCCAGCGUCGCCAGCAUCCUCAAGAUCCAGAACAGGGGGCUCAAGCUCGGCACCGUCAGCCCCAUGGACCAGGUGCUCUGGAGGACGCACCUCCUCGAGGCAUCCCUCAUCGGAUACACGCUAUUCCUUGCAUUUGUAAUCGACCGGCUGCACCACUACCUGCGAAAGCUGAUGACACUGAGGAAAACAUCCAGCACAUCCAGAGAGGAGGUGGAGAAACUUCAGAUGGAGAACCGGUCGCUCCGCGAAAAGGAGGAGAAGUCCUCCAGUGAGACGAAGAGGCUUCAGCGAGAGAUUGCGAGGCUGAAUGAGGGCAUGAAGAAGCUGAAAUCUGAGACCGAAGAGCACGAGAGGAAGGCGUCGGUGGCAGAGGCCCAUGUCGACGCGCUGCAGAAGCAGUCGGAGGAGCUGCUCCUGGAGUACGACCGGUUGCUGGAAGACAACCAGAUUCUGCAGACUCAGCUACUUAGCAGAGGCUAAGCUAAGGAGCUUGGUUUGUUAGCAAGACUCCUUUACCAGGUAGUGUCGUAGAGCCAAGGACUUGCCCGAUUCUGAAUGCUUACAUGCCGCGGUUCUAAAUUUCGGCAUGUCCAUUGUGGUUCUUGGCGUCCAUGCUGUUCCUAACUUGUGAUCUUGUUGAUGUAUGGAUGCAGCGUGUAUUUUUAGAGUUCAUGUUUCUUCCAUUUCCGAUAGAUGGAGGUACAUGAUGUAAGGUCCAGGAACGACGGGACGUCCUUGAGGAAUUCGGUAGUCAAGGCUCUCAGAAUGUGCUU
Messenger RNA from Zea mays, 1203 nucleotides. RefSeq lists its product as uncharacterized. NCBI's taxonomy places the organism in Eukaryota, Viridiplantae, Streptophyta, Magnoliopsida, Poales, Poaceae. Gene Ontology annotation, biological process: endoplasmic reticulum to Golgi vesicle-mediated transport; intracellular protein transport. Gene Ontology annotation, cellular component: endoplasmic reticulum; endoplasmic reticulum membrane. The coding region runs from base 257 to 910 and encodes 217 amino acids. The transcript is spliced from 3 exons. The record is from RefSeq and is marked validated.